AAUCAGGUCUUUGGCAGGAAGCCUGGGAGGGCUGAGAAGCAGGUGGUGGCUUCCUGCUCAGGCCGAGGGAGGGUGGUGGAGGUGAGCUAGGGCGGGGAGCGGUUCCCCUGCAUGCCCCCCCCCCCGUUACCUGCUGCAGCGCGGGCGGCCCUCCUCACACCCCUGCCCCUGCCCGAGCUCACCUCCCUCUCCCUGGGCCUGAGCGGGAAGCCGCGGCUUGCUUCUCAGCCUGCCCCAGCUUCCCACACCGAACAGCUGAUUCGCGCAAAGCCGGGGGGGGGGGCGGAGAAGCAGAGCGGGGCAGCGCGUUCAGGGGAAGAGGCGGAGUGGAAGUGAGCUGGGGCCAGGGGUGGGGUGGGGAGCUACCGGUGAGUGCUCUGCACCCACCAAAUUUUCCCCUUGGGUGCUCUAGGGCUGGAGCACCCAUGGAGUCGGCGCCUAAGGCGCCACUUUUGGCCGGUUAAAUUUAGAAGCCCUGUUAUAACCAGUUGUCCCUCGCGAAACAACCGCUUCUAAAAGGUCUUCUAAAUUUAACAGCCGGUUCUAGCGAACCGGCUCCAGCUCACCCCUGGCUCUUUGGCAACGUACAUUGGUAAAUUCUUGCUCCUUCUCAGGCUUAGGUUGGCCACCCCUGCGCUAGACGGACCGUAGGUCGGACCCAGUGUGGCCAUGCUUAUGUAUGGUGGUCAGGGUGCGGGCGCAGGGUGCUCUGUGCCUGAAGCCGGACGCAGUGAUCACCCUGACCCCGCUCACAGACCAGGGAGCCGAGGGGGGAGCGCAGCGGUCCCGCCUGCCCACCGAUGUUUCCUGGAGGCAGAAACCUACCCCAGAGGGCUCGUGCGGAAGGGCCCGCCCCCCCUAUGUACUGACAGGCCAUACCGCUCUGUAAGGCCCCCGCACGAGACGCACAACCAUUACGCGCAGCUAUCGCCAGAGGGGAGAACUCAGCCCGCCAGAGCCGCAGCUGCGCUGACACGGGGCGGGGACAUGCACCCCGGCUUCUCCGGCUCCCACCGCCGGGACGCCCUCUGCUGCCCGCGCAUGCGCGCAGGCGCCUCGGCCGUUGGCCGCAGGCCGUGGCCCCGCCCCCUCGGGGCCGCGCGCGGAGGGCGCCGGGGACACACACGAGAGGGGCCCCGCCUUUCCUGCCGGAGGGAGCUGUUCGUGGUCAGACGGGAAGAUGGCGAACCUGGAGGAGCAGCUCUCGGAUGAGGAGAAGGUGCACAUAGCAGCGAAGUUCAUCAUUCAUGCUCCUCCUGGGGAAUUUAAUGAGGUGUUCAAUGAUGUUCGGUUGCUGCUUAAUAAUGAUAAUCUUCUUAGGGAAGGAGCAGCCCAUGCAUUUGCACAGUACAAUCUGGAUCAGUUUACUCCAGUGAAAAUUGAAGGUUAUGAUGAACAGGUAUUGAUAACAGAACACGGUGAUUUGGGCAAUGGAAAAUUUUUGGAUCCAAAAAACAAGAUAGCUUUUAAAUUUGAUCACUUAAGAAAGGAGGCUACUGAUCCUAGGCCACAUGAAGCUGAAAAUGCGGUUGAGUCCUGGAGAAAUUCAGUAGAAACUGCAAUGAGAGCCUAUGUGAAGGAACACUACCCCAGUGGUGUCUGCACAGUAUAUGGUAAAACAGUUGAUGGACAGCAAACCAUUAUUGCAUGCAUAGAGAGCCAUCAGUUCCAAGCAAAAAAUUUUUGGAAUGGCCGUUGGAGGUCAGAAUGGAAGUUUGCAAUUACCCCUUCAACCACUCAGGUGGCUGGCAUCUUGAAAAUUCAGGUUCACUAUUAUGAAGAUGGUAAUGUUCAGCUAGUGAGCCAUAAAGACAUACAAGAUUCAUUAACAGUGUCUAACGAAGCCCAAACAGCAAAGGAAUUUAUAAAAAUUGUAGAGGCUGCAGAAAAUGAGUAUCAGACUGCUAUCAGUGAGAAUUAUCAAACUAUGUCAGACACUACUUUCAAGGCCUUACGUCGACAAUUGCCAGUUACCCGCACUAAGAUUGACUGGAACAAGAUCCUUAGCUACAAGAUUGGAAAAGAGAUGCAGAAUGCUUAAGAAAAACAUUGCAUGACUGGAUAAUUUUAGUGUUCUUUCUUUUCAAAUAAAAAGUAUUUGGAACUGUUGUCACCCAGUCAGCAUGGGCUUUUGCCAUUGAAAAAUCACUGUAAGUACUUUGGUUAGAGCACAAAGCUUAACGAAUGAACCUUUUUUUGUUUGUUUGUUUUUUCAGUUUGUUUCCUUUUUCUCAGAGGGUCGCAAAAUCAAUAUAGCUGAAAACCUUCCUCUAGAGUUUCUGUUGUAUCUUUACUUUUUUUAUAAUGAAAAGACCAUGCCUUUAGAUUUCAAUUUAAAAUUAAGAACGGUUUAAAAAAUAUUUUUGCAUACAAUAACUCUCUCUUGCUUUCAUAUGAAGUGAGCAACUUCUGAAAUUUGCUGGAUUCCUUGAAGAUUUCAGAAAUGUACAUUUCUAGUUCAAGGCUCAUGAUGGAUUUAGCCAUAUAUGCUGCUGUAGAAAUCAUCCAGCCCUUCAUUGGAUGCAAGAUUGGGGAAAGCAUUGUCUAUUUUAAGUAUCUUAAAACCUUUCAAAAUACUUAUUCAGCUGGCUCAGUGUUAACUUUUUUAAACAAGGCCACGGUCUUACGCUGUUUGAAGAUUUUGAAAUUAAAUAAAGUACUUAUUUCAGAAAUGCAUUUAAUGCUUUAUUCCUGACAGUUACUUAAUGAGUUCAGAUUCCAUCUGCCAGAGUUAUUUUUUAUCAUACAGCCACAAAUGUAAUAUAACAAGGCAUAUUGUAAUAUAUAAUCCUGUACUCAUUACCAUGUCUCAGUUUUUUUUUCUUGGAUUGAAAUGUACUAAAAUUCAAUGUGACAUUAAAAUGCAGAUUUUCUAUUUA
Chelonia mydas (Green sea turtle) is the source of this 2879-nucleotide messenger RNA. It is a transcript of the gene CAPZA2, whose product is annotated as capping actin protein of muscle Z-line subunit alpha 2. Gene Ontology annotation, cellular component: actin cortical patch; F-actin capping protein complex. Gene Ontology annotation, biological process: barbed-end actin filament capping; actin cytoskeleton organization. The transcript is spliced from 10 exons. The record is from RefSeq and is a predicted model, not a curated record. Gene Ontology annotation, molecular function: actin filament binding. The coding region runs from base 1181 to 2041 and encodes 286 amino acids. Lineage: Eukaryota; Metazoa; Chordata; Testudines; Cheloniidae.